Suillus fuscotomentosus is the source of this 258-nucleotide messenger RNA. RefSeq lists its product as uncharacterized. The annotation marks the transcript as partial. The record is from RefSeq and is a predicted model, not a curated record. The transcript is spliced from 2 exons. Lineage: Eukaryota; Fungi; Basidiomycota; Agaricomycetes; Boletales; Suillaceae.
GUUCCUGAUCCUAGCGAGAUCCUACCACCACACGGAGGUCUGACACCUGAAGGUUUUUGGGUGAUCACAGUCGGGCAGGAAGUGGGGAUAUUCUAUCAUUGGGUUGAUGUUGCUGAACGCACAAAUUUUGUUAGUGGCAAUGUUCAAAAGCGGUAUCCUUCAUUCCAGAAGGCCCACGAAGUAUACACGGUCAAGCAUAAUGAGGGUAGAGUGCGAGCGGUUCCUUUUCCAGGCGGCCCUUUCUGGCCUUCCAAUCUA